Gryllus bimaculatus (two-spotted cricket) is the source of this 573-nucleotide messenger RNA. The record is from the annotation of a GenBank genome assembly. NCBI's taxonomy places the organism in Eukaryota, Metazoa, Arthropoda, Insecta, Orthoptera, Gryllidae.
AUGACCGAGUAUAAGUUGGUUGUUGUCGGGGCGGGUGGUGUAGGAAAAAGUGCGCUAACAAUCCAGUUGAUACAAAAUCACUUCGUUGAUGAAUACGACCCAACCAUAGAAGAUUCAUAUAGAAAACAAGUGGUAAUUGAUGGAGAAACUUGUUUGUUGGACAUUUUGGACACCGCAGGUCAAGAAGAAUACAGUGCUAUGAGGGAUCAGUAUAUGCGAACUGGUGAAGGAUUCCUCCUCGUGUUUGCUGUCAACAGCGCCAAGUCUUUCGAAGAUAUUGGUACAUACCGCGAGCAGAUUAAAAGAGUGAAGGAUGCAGAGGAAGUGCCUAUGGUCCUUGUUGGCAACAAGUGUGACUUGCCCUCUUGGGCUGUAGAUACAAAUCAAGCUCGGGAAGUAGCGAAGCAGUACGGCAUUCCCUACAUUGAAACUUCAGCAAAGACCCGAAUGGGAGUGGACGAUGCAUUUUACACUCUUGUGCGCGAGAUAAGGAAGGACAAGGAACAGAAGGGACGUGAUAAACGCAAAAAACAAAAGGGUGGUCGUAAGAAGCAACGGUGUUGCAUUUUGUAA